AUGGAGAGGGAAGAGGAUGAAAGAAUCUCGAUCCAUAUGGAUCUCGUGAUAGAGAUACUCUCAAGGAUGCCCGUGAAGAGCAUUAUGAAGUUUAAGUGUUUGUCGAAAGAGUUUUCAAAGAUAAUCCAUAGUCGAAACUUUGUCGACUCGUGCUUGUCUCGUCCCUCGAGUCGGUCACGUCUCUUGUUUUAUUUCCACUGCUAUGAAAUUAACACGCUUGUUUUCUUCUCAGCGCCGCAUCGAUCGACUUGUUCUAUAAUCCCGACCCGACAGGAAAUGGUAUUCCGUGGAGGAGUUGAUGUCUCUUUCAUGUGUGCACCGGUCCGAGGUUUGAUGUUGUGCACAGUUGGAGAGAAUCAACAUGUUAUAUGUAACCCUGCCACGAGACAAAACCUAAGCUUACCGCAAAACAAUAUGUUGUGGGAAAGAGACAACUUCACAAAGUUGAUUUUAGGAUACGACCCAAUCUUUGAUCAGUACAAAGUAUUAAGCAUGUGUGGAAACACAAAUGUGGGACCACGUCCGUAUCAGUUUUUUGUUAUGACGGUGGGAAAAGAUGGUAACAUGUGGAGAAAAAUACAAGGCAUGCCUCCUCAUCUUAGGAUCGUUAAGUGUUGCCACGCGACUGGUAUAUGCAUAAACGGCGUUUUAUACUUUAAAGCUGAGUCAAACACCCCAAGUCAUCACGGUCCUGGUACUACUGUGCAUGUUGUGAGUUUUGACCUGAAUACUGAAAUGUUCAGUCUUGUGAAAAGCAAUGACCGUCUCUCAUGGUUUUCUAAGCUAAUAGACUUCCAAGGGAAGCUAGCUUUUAUAUCUCAUGUCAAUAAGGACUGCACAGCUGAGUUUUGGAUCUUGGAAAACGAAUGGUCGUCAAAAGUGUUUCAUUUGCCUUGGACUCAAAGUUACACUAGGGAUUAUAAGAGAAUAUCCGGCUCCGUGAUGGGCAUUCAUGACGGCGAUAUUGUUUUCCUACCGAAAUAUAAACUUGGUUCCACUUGGCAUCUUAGCUUGGAGAAGAAGACUGUUCGGAAAGUCAUCUACGAAAUCCCUUCUACUAAACCAUAUCGUUCUCUAGUUUUUUUUUUCGGAAACCAUGUUGAUACUACUGUAUCAUUGUAA
Molecule: messenger RNA, 1122 nt
Organism: Capsella rubella
Lineage: Eukaryota; Viridiplantae; Streptophyta; Magnoliopsida; Brassicales; Brassicaceae
Product: F-box protein DOR
Exons: 1
Coding region: 1-1122 (373 amino acids)
Molecular function (GO): protein binding
Source: RefSeq, a predicted model, not a curated record